Messenger RNA from Aspergillus caelatus, 1678 nucleotides. RefSeq lists its product as uncharacterized. Bases 585 to 1619 code for a protein of 344 amino acids. The transcript is spliced from 2 exons. Lineage: Eukaryota; Fungi; Ascomycota; Eurotiomycetes; Eurotiales; Aspergillaceae. The record is from RefSeq and is a predicted model, not a curated record.
CCCUACUUCUGUCGGAGUUUACCUCGAAGUAUCUACAUCUAGUCUGCCGCAUUUGCCGGCGAUAAUCUGAUCAAAUUGCGGCUUCGGAUUACUCGUCCAAGUGCUGGUCCUCUUCCUCCAUCAAGGUUUGUCCGCUAUUCUUUGUUGAUUUCCCUAAAUUUCCCCCCCAACGAUCUUCGUCUGCUUAGAUCACACGCGACUGGCGUGGAUUCCGUUGCUUGCUUUUUCUGUGGCCUUGUCCAACUGCAUCUCGCAUUCUUCCUUGCCUGCCCAACCCGGCCUGCAUGCCCCACGGGCUACUUUCCCCACGUUUUAGAGAUCAAUGUUGAUCAACUCGUGCCUACAAUGGAUUGCGCGGCAUUGGGUCUAGUCAUGGAAUGGGACCGUCAGCCCAUUUUCUGUCUUCAUUCCCUCCUCGAACUUAACCAUUUUUGUGCCCCCUGAUCGUGUGGUGCGCUAUACACCGUCUAAGAUUAGAUUCCCUCUUCCUACCUUUUAAGACUAUCAUCCCCCAUGCCCCUGCGCUUCUAGAUUCUUCUAAACCACUUUGGUUGCACCACUUGUCCCGCUAUCACUGGACGCAAAUGGCUGAGUAUCAACUUUCAGUUCGAUUUGGUUAUUCCUCUAAGGAAUCCGCUGCUCUCUACGAAGCAGAACACUGUCCAUAUUGGGCACAGAGCCCGGUCAAGUACGCCCAAAACCUCUUAGAGUACUCAGACGAGCCGAUUGAGUACGAUCAUCACGACAGUGACUACUCAGACAACUGCUUCUUCUUCCCUGAAGACUGUUCUUGGUCACCCCCUCGUGACUGGAUCCUAGAAAACGAAGAGUCCGACGACGAUAUCUCAAAUAGCGAGGACCACGACACCAUGAUUCCCGGUCUUCCCGAUAUCAAAAUGCUCGACGCGGAGGCCCUCAGCGACUUGCUAGAGGAUAACCUCUCGCCCCCGGAGAUCACCACGAUUCUAGUAUUUGGCACUAAUGGUGCCAUAUUUGCGUACGCCUCAUCUCUUCCAUCCCGGCAGCUGCGGAAUCUGAGCGCAACAUACGGAGCCGCUUACACAGCCUACGCAAAGAACGCUUCAAGUGGUAACCUAACAGGUGUAAAUCCUGCAAGUCACCCAUCAUCAUAUGUGACAGCCCAGUCCGUCACUCUCGGCGACGUAGGGUCCAUCGUCUUCGAACUCGACGAGCUUGUCGCCGUAGUCACCAGAAUAGCGGAUAAAGUACUCCUUGCCGCCGUUGGACCGUCCAAACUGGAGCCCGAGGGAGAGACGGGCCCUUCAAAUGGUGCGCAGAAUGGCUCCAUAAACCCCAGUGCGGACGAGUUCCCCCUGCAUGAGCCUAGAACAGGCGCCAACGGUACCUCCACCAACCAAACUCCCACCAACGGAACCCCCAACAAUAUCAGCCGAACUCACAGCGAGGCCAAUAUGCAAUCAGAUGCGCAACUUGAAGCGCAGUAUGAAAUCGACCGAAGCAACGACCUCGCGCGAUUGGCAAGCCUAAAUCUGUCGUCCUCGCCGUCCAUUCUGCUCGCUCUAGAGUCCAAAUCUGCAGCGUUAGGCAAAUUCCUCAGUCAGAAAUUGGAGGAUCUUGAGAGCCCUGAGGACUUCUAGGCCUAUGCCACAAUCGCUCUUUUCCUCGCCUAACCCUUCUUCUUCUUCUUCUUCUUCUU